AUAUGUUCAAAAUGGAAUAUACCUACAGAUUUUAAAACUAAGCGACAGGCAUUUGCUAAACAUUAUUUCGAUGAAGUAGAUGGAGAUAGACGUUUAAAUACAACAAAAGAUAAUUUUAAAGUCAAGGUUUUUUUUCCAAUUAUUGACACCGUUUUGUUUCAAAUACGUAGACGAUUUGAAGGAUUAUAUGAAGUUGCAAGUACGUUCAGUUUUUUAAAUCCUUCUUCAUUAAAAGAAAACAAUGAAGCUGAUAUCAUCAAAGCAUCUUAUGAUUUUGCUGUAAAAUACGACAUAGACAUUAGUUCUGAUUUUACUCGACAAGUAUUGUCUUUUAAAUCAAUUAUUAAUCAAAUUGAAUUGCCUAAUAUCCUUAGUAUGGCAAAUUACAUAAUAGAUAAUGAUCUUUCAAGUAGCUUUCCAGAUAUUAUUACUGCAUGCUCGAUAUUUUUAACUAUACCUGUAACUGUCGCUUCAGCCGAACGAUCAUUUUCUAAAUUGAAACUUGUGAAGAAUUAUUUAAGAAAUACGAUUUCUCAAGAAAGACUCAAUAAUAUUUCAAUUUUAAAUAUAGAAAGAGAGCGCACCGAAGAACUAAAUAUUGACCAAAUAAUUAACAAUUUCGCAAAUCGAAAAGCAAGAAAAAAAAAUUUUAAA
Messenger RNA from Sipha flava (yellow sugarcane aphid), 654 nucleotides. RefSeq lists its product as uncharacterized. The record is from RefSeq and is a predicted model, not a curated record. Lineage: Eukaryota; Metazoa; Arthropoda; Insecta; Hemiptera; Aphididae. Gene Ontology annotation, molecular function: protein dimerization activity.